This is a messenger RNA of Fibroporia radiculosa, 1035 nucleotides long. RefSeq lists its product as uncharacterized. NCBI's taxonomy places the organism in Eukaryota, Fungi, Basidiomycota, Agaricomycetes, Polyporales, Fibroporiaceae. Gene Ontology annotation, cellular component: cytoplasm. The coding region runs from base 1 to 1035 and encodes 344 amino acids. The record is from RefSeq and is a predicted model, not a curated record. The transcript has 5 exons.
AUGCAGACCCUACGAGUCUCCCUCGCUCCCUCCCCGGGGUUCUGCAUCAAAUCUGUCUCGCUACAGGACGCCGUGUGCAAAAUCACUCCUCCCCCUCCGCCCGCGUCUUCCAAACUAGAGGGUCCCUCUGUUAUUCAUGCCGUCCCCAUCCCAAAAGGAGCCAAGAUCUUUGUGAACAUUGCCUGGGACCGCAAUGUCCCUCCUCCGCCGGAGGGAUCAGAAGACGUAAUUCAGAGAGCGAUGCUGGGGGAAGACCCAAGCGACGGCAAUGACCAGGACUGGUUUGUCCCUGUGGUUGUCUCCGAGCCACGGGAAGAUCGAGACAAAGCCGGCAAACCGUCUGUCGUGUUUGACUGCGUGUAUAAUUCCACAUUGAAGUCGCGCGCAUUAAAAGAUCCCGAGUUCAAAACGUUCCUCAUCGAGCUAGCGUUCCAGCGGAUCGAAGCCCAGCAUGGUGUACUGCUUUCGCGGCAAAUUGGGACUCCCAAUAUCAGAUCCAAAGGCGAGCUGCUUUCCCGAACCGUGUUGAUCCCUGCUGCGCUCUUUCCGGAGAACAGUCCAGCCCGCAAGACUUCCGACUCCAAGGCUGAAAGUGUAGCGCGCAAACUCAUCGAAGAGGUUGAUCCGCGGCCGACUCCCCCGCAGAAAUCAACCAAGGACAAGCCUGAUGGGCAAGACGAAUACCCCACUGCGGCUACUCCGGGCCCAACAUCCCUACCCAGUCCUGACUUUUUGUGGUCGAGAGGAAUUGAAGGAGUGCAUAUAUAUGUCCUAGUUCCCAAGCUUACACAUUCGCGCGUUCAAUCCGCAACGCUGGACAUUGAGCCUCGGCGAAUCAUUUUUCACGUACCCGACCUCUACGCGCUCGACCUGAACCUCGACAUGUCCGACGCUGAAAUCGGACAAAACGCACAGCUCUCGGAAAAGACUGUGGACCAGGCACUUACUCUGAAAAGACAGCGAGAAUUUGAUGUGGAUCGUGCCCGCGCGCAAUGGAACGUAGCAGAAGGACAGCUUAUCAUACAUGAUGCAUAG